Salarias fasciatus (jewelled blenny) is the source of this 9213-nucleotide messenger RNA. RefSeq lists its product as uncharacterized. The record is from RefSeq and is a predicted model, not a curated record. Gene Ontology annotation, molecular function: DNA helicase activity; ATP hydrolysis activity. Lineage: Eukaryota; Metazoa; Chordata; Actinopteri; Blenniiformes; Blenniidae. The transcript has 11 exons. Gene Ontology annotation, biological process: telomere maintenance; DNA repair. Bases 185 to 8269 code for a protein of 2694 amino acids.
ACACACACACACAGACAGGCUCUCACACCGCUGCUCAGUGGUAAGUGGUUUUCCUGCUGCUAAGGUAAGUUGAAUCAUCAAUAUCAGUGGAUUCACUGGUUUCGCAGGUUUAAUAUCAUUAAUCGUCACUGGUCAUUGACUGUGGUGUCUUUGUUGAACUAAUUGGGUUUUUUCUGUUCUUCAGAUGCCGAGAGCCCGGGGUCAUCGGCGUGCUAAGGCGGCGAGACGCAGGCUGGCGCAGCCCCAGGACUGGAGUCCUGCACCUGCUGUUCCGGAGUUUGUGGCCCGGCGUGGCACAGGCUUUCGGCACCGUGUGCGGAGAUGGCCAACUUCUGUCCUGACCGGGAAGUCCCGCAAGUUGGUCACUCCUGCCCGGGAUCCGGAGAAGAAGAUGGUGUUCGUCGUUGGAGACUCGCACCUGAGGGCCAUGGUGGACGGGUAUGUAGCUGUGCCCGAGGGACCUCUGUGCUUCUCCUAUCUGUGUGUUCCAGGUGCAGUGGGCUCCCAGCUGAGGACGGAGCUCCUGCAUGCUGACCUGCCCUGGACCCCAGAUGCUGUGUGUGUGUGCGCCCCCAGCAACGACCUUGUGUCCCGGACUGUGGACAGUGCAGGUCUCGACUUCAGUGCUCUCUUGACCACGGCCUGCAGCUUCUGGCCCAAGGUGUUCGUGCUGGACUUCCCUCCACGCCUGAACAUUGAGCCUGGCCUUCAGGAGCUGCUGCGUCAGGAAUACCAUCGUGUCGCAGCACGUAUGGGUGUCCCGUACGUGUCUGUGGCAGAGCACUUUCCCCUGCACCGGUUGGAGCUGUGGUGCCCUGACCAGGUGCACUUGAGUGACUCGCAUGGGAUGGAGGUUUUGGUCCAGCUGCUGUGGGAGGCUGCUUUCCAGCAGCUGGUGCCUCCUCCAUCCCAGGCACCGGUGCGUCCCCCUGCGCCAAAGCGUGCCAGGGUUGCUCCCAGGCUGGUGGUGACGGGACACGUCCCCGUGCCCCGUCACAGGAACCCCUGGGAGUGGAGUGUGGUUGGACAGGGGGGCAAGGCUGCACGCCCGGCGGAGGGAUCCUCUGCGAUCCCUCCCAACCCGGUGUGGUUCCGGGGGCCCAUGUUGGACGCCAUGGAGAAGGUGUCCCCUUCUUCUGGCUCUGACGGCGGCCCCGCUGUCCCGCCAGCUGGCCAGACCUCCCGUGUGGUGCGUCGGCCAGCAGGUGUUGGCAGGAGGCACAGAGGGGGAAAGCAGAAGGUGUUGGCAACUCCUUCACCUGCUUGUGAGCCCAUGUCUGCUUCUUGCCCCAGCCCACCAGUCCCCCAGGUGGAAGCACCAACCCAGGAGGUGGUGGAGGAGGUGUUGCCCCCGACUGCAGGCCCGGUUCCAGCGGCGGUCGGGGAGGAGGUUCCUGCAGCGUGCCCUGCUGUGCCGACGGAGCGACGCCUCAUCCCCGAAGCUAAGUGUGCCGUUCUUGAGAGUUCCGGGUCAGGCCAGUCAGGUGUUGGUGUGAGCGCAGUGAGGCCAGCAGCAGUGGUUGAUGUCAGGACUGGGAUCAGGCUUCUGAAGGCUGUGCAGGGAUCCUUCCAUCAGGGCAGCUCGAGGUUUAUUGAUGGUGGGCAGCAGUGCAUGGCGAUCGCGGGGUUGAGCUUAGCCAGACACACUUUGAGCAGUGUGUUCUCGUGGGGGAGGCAGGAGCUUGAUGAUGCUUUGGUUUUGGGUGAUUGUUUCUACAAGUGGGUCAUGAGCCGCCCUGGCUUCAAGCCUUGGUCAUCUUAUCUGUCUGUGACUGACCUGCCAGAUCAGAUCAAGGUGGAUGGUCAGGUGCUGAAAUUUACUAUUGGCUUCACUGCGUCAGGUUGUAUGCACAUGUCUGAAGGUGAUUACACGUCUGAAGGUGCCUGCGUUGAUAACAGUGUGUUGUACACUCUGCUGGAUGGACUAAAGGAGGUCUUUGUUGAACGUGGACACAGUGCAUGUCUGCUUACAAUGUGUUCCAACACGUCUGCCAUCAUCUUCGAGGACGGACGGUUUGCUGUGGUGGACAGCCAUCCACGGAGUGGUGUUGGCUUGUUUGACCCCAGAGGCACCAGCGUGCUUCUGCAGUUUACAAGUUUUGAGGACCUGGAACACUACAUCUCUCAGUUGUUUGACAGCCUAAGUUCAGGGUCAGGCCAGCCGUACUUUGAGCUGUGUGGCAUUGAUAUUGGUGGGGGUGCAGGUCCAGCCCUGUCUGGUGGUCCUCUGGUGAGUCACGUCGCUGAGACAAGUUCUGCUCCAGCACCAGAGUCCCCUGAGGCAACUGAGAGCAGAACACCGGCUGAGGCUCCUGCAGGCUCUUGUGUGUCUGAGAGUGAUGUUGGUGUUGCUGCCAGUCCAGCACUGUCUGACGUUUCUGUGGAGAGUCACGUCACUGUGAUGAGUUCUUCUCCACCACCACAGUCCCCUGAGAUCACCAAGUCCAGGACUGUGGCUGAGGCUACUGCAGACACUUGUGUGUCUGAGAGUGGUGUUACUGCCAGUCCAGCACUGUCUGAAGUUUCUGUGGAGAGUCACGUCACUGAGAUGAGUUCUGCUCCAGCACCACAGUCCCCUGAGGUCACUGAGUGCAGGACUGUGGCUCAGGCUCCUGCAGGUACUUGUGUCUUUGAGAGUGAUGUUGCUGCCAAUCCAGCACUGUCUGAAGUUUCUGUGGAGAGUUACGUCGCUGGGACGAUUUCUGCUCCAGCACCAGAUUCCCCUGAGGCGACUGAGAGCAAAACAUUGGCUGAGGCUACUGUAGACACUUGUGUCUUUGAGAGUGGUGUUGCUGCCAGUCCAGCACUGUCUGGAGUUUCUGUUCAGACUGUUGCCAGUGUUGUGAGCAGUGGUUCAACUGCAGAAACAACUGUUACUGAUGGCAGGAGGCGUAGGACUUCUCGUUACACUCGUUUGUUAAAGAAAUCAAAGCGCUACGAUGCUCCUGAGCUCAACGCUGAUGUGGAGUUUGUAGCUGCUGUGAGGACCGAGGAGCUGGUCUUCUGUCCUCUUGAUGUUGAUGUUUGUCGGACUUUGUGUAGCAGGUUUGAUGUUGACUUUGAGCGGGUCAGUGCUUCUGCGUCAAGCCGGGUUGGUUCGCUGGGUGUUCCUUGCAGGAAGGAGAAGGUAGUGGCUGAUGGGAACUGCUUCUUCAGAGCCAUCUCUCAGGCUGUGAGUGGCUCUCAGAAGCACCAUCGUAAGAUCAGACUGGCUGUCUGUAAACAGCUGGAGAAAGAGGCAGCUCAGUACCAGAGCUUGUUGAGAUCUGAGUUCUCCUCUGUCUCCCAGUACAUUCAGCAGUCUAGGAUGAGGUUUGUGGGUAGUUGGGCCACAGAGGUGGAAAUUCAGGUUACAGCUGACUGGUUAGGAGUUAGUGUGUGUACCUUCACCGAUGGACGCUGGUUGAAGUACGGUUGUAGCAGGAAGCAGUUGUCGCCACAGUGUAUUUAUUUGGAGAAUAUUGGUGGGACUCAUUUUGAGAAUGUUGUCUGUGUUUGUGAGCCUGGACUGGAGAGCUGUUAUGGCUACUGUAAAGUGAGUGAGGUGACUGGUUACAGCAUGAGGUCGAGGAUGGUGGAGGCUGUAGUUUUGGAUACAGACAGAGCAGGAUGUGAAGGUGAUGAGGAAUCAGCAGACAUAAUUCAAGAUGAAAUGUUACAUGACAGACAGCAACACUGCAUGUUUCAGGACACUUGUCUUAUGCCUGUUGAUAUUGGUCAGGAAGCUCUAGACCAGUAUUUUGAGGACGUAGUCAAUGUAGCGCCUGCAGAGGGGAACAGUCCAGUCCGGAUGCUUUCUGAUAAUUCAAACGAAGCUAAGUGUUUCCCCGUGUUGUUUCCUUUAGGACAGAAGACCUUCCAUCAUGAGCGGAAUCAUGCUUUGACAUUGUCACGUUAUUUUAAUAACCGGAUCAUGCACGCCGAUGGCCGUUUUUCGCAGAAUGUUGAAUAUAUCUUUUUUGCUCAGUUCAUGUCUGAAAUGGACAGGGUGGUGUCUAGUGUUUCUGUUGCACUGCGUAAGGGAAAAGGUGAUCAGGGCUCUGCACAGAUUAGCCAGAGUAUGUUGCAGGACGAGGAGUCUCUGAAGCAGCUGCUACAGUUUGACGAGGGUUUCCGAUUCCUGAAGCCUAUUAGAGGGACUCCUGCGUUCUGGCAGUCUGUGCAGAAGGACAUCUUUGCCUGUGUCCGUCAGUUAGGCAUCCCUACGUGGUUCUGUUCGUUCUCGUCUGCAGAUCUGCGCUGGCAGAACCUUCUGACCAGCAUCCUGAAACAGGAAGGCAGAGUGCAGACGGUGGAGGAUUUGGAGUGGGCAGACAGGUGUGAGUUGUUGCGGCGUAAUCCGGUGACUGCGGCCAGGAUGUUUGAUUACAGGUGGCAUUGUUUUCUGAAAGAGGUUCUCAUGUCUCCUUCUGAGCCAAUUGGCAGAAUCAUCGAUCACUUCUACCGUGUUGAGUUUCAGCAGCGCGGUUCUCCUCAUGUUCACUGCUUGUUCUGGAUCGAGGGCGCUCCUAAAAUUGACCAGAACACAGAUGAGGAGGUGGUCGAGUUCAUUGAUCAGUUUGUGACGUGCGAGCUGCCCUCAGACGACGACACAUUAUUGGACAUUGUGUCGUCAGUUCAAACACAUUCCAAACGACACUCAAAGUCUUGUCGGAAGAACAAGACGACGUGUCGUUUCCAUUUCCCAAAACCUGCUUCUACGCGUACAUUCCUUUGUAAGAUGAAGGAAUGUCGCUGUGACAAACAGAAGCUGAAGGAGGCCCAGAAGAAUCCUGAUUCAGAAAACAAGCUGGUCUGUAAGUGCUUUGAGAAGGAUAACCCGAUGAAGAAGGAGGUCGCAAAGGAGAUUUUGGCGUCUGUGAGCAAAGCUAUCAGGGAGGAGGAGCCGUUUGAUAGUGUAGAGGAGUUGUUUGCCAGUCGACACAUCAACCAGGAUAUAUUUGAAAUGGCCUACAGGAGGUUGGAGAAGAAGACCAAGGUUGUGUAUAGGAGAGGGUUGAAGGAGGUGUGGGUAAACCAGUAUAGCAAGAAGUUGUUGAAGUGCUGGAACGCUAACAUGGACCUUAGCUUUGUCACCGACGCCUACGCUGUAAUUGUUUACAUCAUUUCGUAUAUUACGAAAGCAGAGAGAGAAAUUGGCCUACUAUUGAACAACGCCCAAAAAGAAGCAAACAAAGAAGGAAACCUCUCUGCUCGAGAAGCCCUGAAGAAGCUGGGCAGUGUAUAUUUACACAACAGGGACGUUUGUGCCCAGGAGGCGGUGUAUAGGCUAACCAACAUGCACCUGAAGGAGUGUUCCAGGAAGGUGGUGUUUGUUCCAACAGGGGACAACAUCGUGAGGAUGAGUUUACCCCUCCAUGUCCUGAAGGAGAGGGCGUCAUCACAUGAUCUGAGCUCAGAUGACAUGUGGAUGACCAGCAUAGUGGACAGGUACAGGAACAGGCCUGAUGGUGGUGUGUUUGACAACAUGUGUAUUGCCACGUUUGCCUCGGAGUAUCGUGUUCUCACCAGGAAUGAAAUUUCACCAAACAGAAUCGAGUUGAAGAACAAACUGGGCUUCAUCUUGAGGAGAACACGAUCUCAGUUUGCAGUUGUCCGCUAUAUGCGCUUCAAUUUGGACAAACAACGAGAGGCUUAUUUUCAGGGUGUGCUUCAGUUGUUCCUUCCUUAUAGAAGUGACUCAGAGCUCAAGCCCGAGGGCUUCCAGCUCUUUGAACAGUUCUAUAACGACGGUGAGGUGACGUUUGGCGACGGCUCCGUUCAUAGAGUCAAGGUGGUGGUGGAUGAGAACAGGGCCCGGUUUGAGAUCGAUCCUGAGAACCUGGAGCGUGCUGAGGAGAUCGCUCACCAUGUCCACGGCCUUGAGGAAGACGCUUGGGGGGACCUGUGUCCUGAACAGGAGCUGGAACGCGACGAGUGUGCUGAGGAGUUGAGAGAGCAACAGGCAACAGAGAUAGCAGAUGAGCAGUUGGUGGAGGGUCUGGAGAACGUUCCAGAUCUGCAGGAACGUGGCCGACAGGUGGCCCAGUUAGAGAGAAACAGGCUGGUGUUGUCUCGUGCUGAGGGCUUAGCUCUAGUUAGGUCUCUGAAUGAGACACAGCAGGCUGUUUUUUACCAGGUGAGACAGUGGUGUCUGCAGAAGGUGAGGGGUGAAAACCCACCGCCUCUGCAUGUCUUUCUGACGGGCGGGGCGGGGUCGGGGAAAACGCAUUUAAUUAGGGCCAUCCAGUACGAGGCAGGGAGGCUGCUGUCAACACUUUGUGAUCAACCAGACGAGAUCUGUGUUUUGUUAACAGCUCCAACAGGAAUAGCUGCGUACAAUUUAAACGCAGCAACAAUUCACCACACAUUGAGCAUCGGCAAACAGUGUAGUUUACCUUACAUCCCUCUGGGUGAAGAUAAACUAAACUCUCUGCGAGCUAAAUUCCGUCACCUCCAAAUUCUAGUCAUUGAUGAGAUCAGUAUGGUGGAUCACCUUCUGUUGGCGUAUGUCCAUGGCCGCUUGAGGCAGAUCAAGCAGACUGGAGACUUUUCCCCGUUCGGUAACGUCAGUGUGAUCGCUGUGGGAGACUUUUAUCAGUUGCCUCCCGUUAAAGGGAAGCCUCUGUACAGCAGUCAGGUGGGUGUGGACCUGUGGUGCCACUUCAGUGUGGUGCAGCUGACCACGGUGGUGAGGCAGAAGGACAGCGUGUUUGCCGAGUUGCUCAACAGGUUGAGAGUGCGUUCCAGAGACACCCCCAUGUUAGAGAGUGACGUCCACAUCCUGAAGAGCUGUGAGACGGGCGAGGAGAGCUCAGCCUUGCACAUUUUCCCCACCAACCGUAAAGUCAAUGAGCACAACUUGAAGCAGCUGUGUCGGACGUGUCCCGAUCCUGUGACCAUUGAAGCUCAGGACUUCAUGAACAACAGGAGCACGGGGAAGCUGGAGUUGAUGGCGGGGCAUCACAGUGCGGCGUUGGACACAUCCUUAGAGGAGACUCUGAGUCUGGGUCCAGACGCCCGUGUGAUGCUGUGUAAGAAUGUGGACGUGGAAGACGGUCUGGUCAAUGGAGCAUGUGGCACAGUCACUCAUAUCCAGUUGAGACAGGGUGACAACUUUCCUCAGACAGUUUAUGUCAAAUUUGACGAUGAGAAAAUUGGCUCCCAGAGGAGGAAGAAGCGCUCACAUGCUGCAGUGGCCUGCCGGCUCUCUACUGCCAUCGAUCCGGUGGAGGAGAAGGCCACCAAGCGUGGAGGUUUGCGUCGUCAGUUCCCUCUGAAGUUGGCCUGGGCGUGUACCGUCCACAAGGUGCAGGGCCUGACGGUGGACCGGGCCGUGGUGUGUUUGGAGAAGGUGUUUGCACCUGGCCAGGCCUACGUAGCUCUGAGUCGUGUGAGGGAUUUGUCUGGACUGAUCAUCAUGAACUUCAAAGAGAAGUCCAUUUACUGCAAGGACACCAUCAAGGAGGCCCUGGACAUGAUGCCUCCAUUUUUGAUUGAGCAGCCACGGCCUUCAUUAGACACACCCACUCUGUCAGUGUAUCUAAUGAACGUUCAAAAUUUAAGUCGCCACCUGGUGGAUUUGGUGUCCUGCACACAGCAUUUGCAGCCUACCUGCAUUGCUGUCACAGAGACGUGGCUCACUGCACAGUCCUCACUGGACGGCGUCCAGAUUGACGGUUACUCUUUCCACAGCCGCCCUCGUGCUCUGUGUUACAGCAGCAGUCACCCCAAACUGUUAGAGCUGCAGGCUUUAGAACAUGGUGGAGUUGGUUUGUACAGGCCAGCAGAUUGGGACUGUGACAUCCUGCAGGCACCCGAUUUGGAUCUGGAGUGUUUGGUGUGCCUGUGGAACAAAUUCAACAUAGUGAUGGCAGUAAUUUAUCGUCCACCACGUUACCCAAAUUCCCUCUUCAAGCAGAACCUGCAGCGGUUGCUGCGUUGGCUUAAUCCAAUCAGUGACACCAUUGUAGUCAUGGGAGAUUUUAAUGAGAACAUUUUAACGGGGUCUUCAAUUUGCAAAUUAAUGGGAAGCAAAGGAUUUGAUCAGCUGGUGACACAAGCGAGCACAGAGAAGGGGACUCUGAUCGAUCACGUUUAUGUGAGAAGCAGACAGUUUGAUGUGGAAUGUGCAGUGAUGCCCACAUACUUCAGUGAUCAUGAAGGAAUUCUGUGUAGUUUCAGAGCGAGAGGUGACCAGGGGCAGCUGGAGGAGCUGGACAGGUGGUUUGAGCUGGAUGAUGUGGAGUUUGAGGACGUUGAGGGGAUGUUUGAGGACGACUUGGACUGAUUGAGUCAAACUGAGCUACGUGGCAGUGGGCUGAAGCAAGUGUUGCUGUUUGUUGUUGAUCAGCUGGUUGAUAGAGAGAACUGAGUCGUAGUGCGGCGCUGAUGCUGUUGAGGGUUUUCCGUUAAAGCACUUUAUCUGCCACUCCAAAUCCUGUUAUUUCUCAUGUGUAUUUAUUGAAGGUUUUUCACAAGUUUGUUAUUGCAUGAUAUGAAAUGAGUUAUUGUGUAUGAAUUACAAGAUGGUCUUGUAGAUAUUUUGAUAUUUAACUUAUUGACAAGUUACAGGUUGAACCUGUGGAGAAUGUAGUUUGAUCAAUGAAAUCAUGUAUUUAUUAAUGUCAGUGGAAUCAUGGCUCUGUACUGCCUGAGUUUUUUGGUGUCUCUCUGUGGUUCUGUUUGUGUUGUUCCAGGUGUGGCUCUGUGGUCCUGGACCUGGUCUUUGUGGUUGUAGGUGUAACUUUGGUUCCAAGUGUGGUUCUGGACUUGACUCUGUGUUGUACUUUGUGCUGUGUGGUUCCAGAUGUGUCUCCAGCUGCAGGUUCCCUGGUUCCAGAUGUCAAUCUCUGUUUACCAGUCCCAGCUGUGCUCUGUGAUCCACUUUGUCUUCAUUUCUUCCUGAUGUGUUGAUUGAGUUCAUCAGUCUUCACUGAGGUUUAAUAUGUAAAAUGUCAUUGAACUCCAUUCUUUUAAAGGCUUUACAGUCGGUCACUGAUGAUACAUUUAUUUUCAUCUCCAACAUGUUCUGAAUGAACACAUCAGGAAGAGUGUCAGUAGAACAGCUGAACUGUAAAUACGUUAUUGGAGACAAUGUUCUUUUAACUGGCCUGAAAUGUAGAUAGUUAGACUCUAGAUCAGUGUUUAUGAUGUUUGUACAAAUGUUGCUGUGUUCUUUCUGUCUCUGUCCCCCCCCCCCCCAGUAGAGUAAAGCCUGAACAGGUGGACAAG